Messenger RNA from Salpingoeca rosetta, 590 nucleotides. RefSeq lists its product as uncharacterized. The annotation marks the transcript as partial. The record is from RefSeq and is a predicted model, not a curated record. NCBI's taxonomy places the organism in Eukaryota, Choanoflagellata, Craspedida, Salpingoecidae. The transcript has 6 exons. Gene Ontology annotation, cellular component: clathrin adaptor complex; cytoplasmic vesicle; trans-Golgi network. Gene Ontology annotation, biological process: Golgi to lysosome transport; protein targeting.
AUGAUUUCGCAAGUCUUUAUCUUGACGUCUCGUGGCGACACGAUCGUGUCCCGCAACUAUCGUCCAGAUGUUGUUCGAGGCACCCCGGAGAUUUUCUUCCGCAAGCUCAAGUCCUGGAGCACAGAGCCGCCUCCAGUUUUUUCCAUUGAGGACAUUCACUUCCUGCACAUCAAGCGCAAUGGCCUCUACUUUGUGUGCACGACCAAGUUCAAUGUGUCGCCCGCCAUGACCCUAGAGCUCCUCCAACGCGUGUCGGGCCUGAUCAAGGACUACUGCGGCGUGCUGUCUGAGGAGAGCAUGCGCGUCAACUUUGUCCUCGUCUACGAGCUUCUCGAUGAAAUUAUCGACUUUGGCUAUGGGCAGAACACGGCGACCGAGGCGCUGCGGGCGCACAUCUACAAGGACCCCGUCUCCCUCGCCCCCGUGGAGAAGCCCACGCUUCGCGGCAUGGAGCGAAAGAAGUCGAAACCAAGCUCUGCGCCGAACAAGCCCAUCUCCCUGCGGCGGCGGGUGCACGACCAAGACGCGAAGAACGAGAUCUACCUUGACCUCCUCGAACGCCUCACGGUCCUCUUUGACAAGAACGGAAG